UGCUAGGCGAGUUGGAUCGGUCUCUUUCAGAUAUCUGGCAUCUAUCACGGGGGAUGGCAACACUACAGCGAAGCCUGGGGCAGAGGCAAAAUCGAGAACGUGCGAUAAGGAUGAUUUUUGAUGCUUUCGUCGCAAACCACGAUGGCGGAUGGGGUCUUCAGGAGUUUAACACCUUCCAACAGGCGCUUGGGAAAGAAGCCCUGCACGAAGCGACACUGACCGAGUUGUUCGGAGAAGCCUCUACAAUACCUUUUGAAAAGUUCAUGGCGAAGUACGAAAAUUAUCCAGCGACAAGAUUAUUUGAGAUGAUCCGUCGACUUGGAAUUGGAUCACUUGGCGACCUGGUGAAGGGUUCCAUCUCAAUAACGUCGACGUCAAGUGAACUGUGUGUAAAAGCUCUGAGUGUUUUACUGAGCCCUCUUCGCUGGGCGGAUGCUGUGUGGAAAAAACUGUUUGUUUUUACGAGGAACACGAAGGAUUUAAGCUUCGAAUUCCGUUCCAUCAAGCUAGGCGAGCUCGUACAGAAGUUUUUCAACCAUGACACACCGAAAUUUGUCACAGAUCCGCUGUUUGUGGCCUCGUGGAUAGAACGAUUUGAGGAAUUUAUCCAUCCUCCGCACGCCGAGCACUCCAAGGAUCGACCAUGUCGUAGCAUUUUUUGCUCGUUAGAACAAGAAGUGAGCAAGACGGAGCAGCAGUUGCAGUUCGAUGACCAAAGCAAAAGGCUACCACGGGGGACAUCUGCUUGGCGCGCUAAAGCUUUGAUUCAGUUUCUGGAAAUGGCAAAACUUGUUCAAGCGCAUGUUCGAGGACCAGAGCUUCUAGAUAUACGCAGUAAGAGUAUUCGCAUUCACGAACCUGACUCCGAGAAACUAUGGACUGAGCUUGCGAUCACACAGUUCCAGCUAUGGGAAGCCCACGUCAGGGCAUUGCACAUGCCUUCCAUUCUCGAGGUUUCAUCAACUACACAAUCCAAACGACCCGGUGCUGAUGCGAAACCACUACACACUGUGCUCCUACAGGAGGCCUACAGCACUUUCCUUAUUGCGAUGGAAUAUCCGAACAGCAAAUCGAGCCCAGAACUGUUGCUUCCACUUGUGAGGCUUUACAUCGAAUUUGGUUCAUACCGGGGUGCACUUGCUGUGUGCACUCUUCUCGUUGAAGGCUAUCCGACGUCACCUCGCCUUAAUGAGGCCAUUUUCUUGUCGGCGCUAACCGCAUCAGCCAUGGAUCGACAUCGAGAAAGCGCACAAUACUUUCAGUAUCUAGCCGAAGAACAGUCAUUGCCUCCGUAUCGACUUGCAGCGUAUCAAUUCAGUCUGCUAGCAGCAUUGGAGCUAUCUGAUGUACCAGGCAUGCGUGCACUCGAGCGUGAGACGUAUACUCAGGCGUACAAAGCGCUUGUUGUCCUUCCGCCAGUAUUGCCAUCAGAGAAGGCCGCGCACAUAUUAUUCAUGACGUCGCGAAAGAACGAGGAUCAACGCACACUCAUAUGGUGUCGUGAUGUUCAGACGUGGUUGGAUCUAGCGCAGCGGCUCGCAGGACCAGCUAAUGCACCGCUUCUGGUUCUAUCAACUCUUCGUCAAGCUCGACGCAGGAUGAAGCCAGCGUCAAAGGGUUUCCCUGCAGCCGAACGUCUUCUGGAAGGUGCGAAUCUGUUGCGUACUGGAAAUAAUCCAGGGGCAGAGAAGGUUAUUGCUGAAGCGCUGUUGAGGCUACCUCGGGAUGAAUACUACAUCGCCCGUCAUGAGCGAUUCCUGCUCGAGAUGUGUAGUGUUUCAUGGCGAGCACAUUUCGCCUUGGAGCACAAGAGUGCAUCACGUUUGCAAUCUUUUGUUUGGCGGUGUUGGAGGUUGGUGAAGUGGCGUCUCGGUGUCGCGUAUGUGUUGGAGCAGCACCGCAAUGUGAUGGUAGUACGAAUUCAAUGCGCGUGGAGAGGGUUAAGAGCCCGACAAGAAUUUGAAUUAUUGCGUGAAAAGCAACGAGAAAAGGAGGAGCUUGAAAAUGUUGAAAUGGGUGAUCAAGACGACAGACUAAUCGAGCUUCACCUGAACUCCACCGCAAGGAAAAUUCAAUCUCUGCUUCAGAUUGCGAGGAGCAAGCAAACAGUGAGAGCUCUCCGUGCGCGAAAAACUGAACGUGAGGCUCGCUUGGCGGGGUUUGCUGAACGUCGAAUCGAGCUUGGUCAACUUGGAGUCUUUCGUAGAUGGCGCGGUUUCGUUUCCUUUCAGAAGCAGGCGCGCUUCGAUGCUGCUGUGCUCAUCAAUCGUCAAUUUCGCGCCUGGCACAGCCGCAAGCUCUGCAAUCAGAUGCUGCUUCAACGUCGACAACAAAAUAGCAUCCUGCAGCAGUGUCGAGUCCGACGUUCAGCGUCGCUGAUAUUGCGCGUGUUUCAAGCCUGGCACACGGAACUUAUUGAGGUUCGAUGUCGACGUGAUUGGGCUUCACGGGUCAUUCAGCGAAAAUGUUGUUCAAAAUUAGUCGUUCGUCAAUACCAUGUCGAGCUGCGACAUCACCGGGCAGCGACCGCUACGAUGAAUCACUUGCUUUCUGAUCGCAGACGAAAAAUUCUGUUAAGCUUUUGGCGGGCACUCGCAAACCACGCGCUCGUCCGUCGUCUGCGCAAACGAGGUGCAGCUGUGACCAUCCAAAAGCACAUGAGAGGUGUACUCGCUCGAAAGCAAGCGAAACGGCUUCGAGCCCGUCGUCGACGAGCUCUCAAGGUACUAGUGAAGCUUUCAUGCUCACGCCAAAUUCAGCUUCUGCAGACAGGAUUCAACUUUCUUUGUCAGCACGUUCAGGCAUACCACAGAAGAAGAUAUGGCGCGGUAUUAUGCAUCCAGGGAUUAGCUCGGGGAUUUGGCACUCGUCAAAGGCUGCAUCGACGCCGUAUUGCAGAAAGACUCGUCAACGGGGCCGUGACUAUUGGCAGUAAGCUUAAGGGUCAAUCCAGGGACAUUAAACUGUGGGCAUGUCUGCUAGAGCUCUCACGGUGCAUAUCACUCCGCCAUGCUGCUGUAAUUCAGGUGCAACGGUGGUGGAGAAGUCGACGAACGCGCUCUCGUACACUUCGAGUACUUAAAAAGCGUGCAGUGCAAAUACAACUACUUGGCAGAUUGCAGAAGAGUUUCUACACCCUUGCACGAAGCAUUUUCCAACAACUUCGUGCAGAAUCGAAUGCCAGAAAGGCCCACCAACGCGCAGCAGCAAACAUAAUACAACGCCGACUCCGAUGCUGGUUGAUGCGUCGACGGUACCUCAGCACGCUUGACAGACAGUCGAUAGCUGCUCAACGUGGCAAAAAAGCUUCUAAGAAAAUAGUAUUCCAAAGAGUGCGUCGAUUGUUUUAUGGCUGGAAAGAAGCGACGCGAGCGACACAAAGAGAGCAGUACGAAGCAGCUUGUCUAGUACAGCGAAUAUUCCGUCACCAACGUGCACAGCACCAAGCACGCUGUAACAUGGUAAAAAAGGCAGCUCAAGAGCGAUUGGUGGCUACAGCCUCACAAAAGCCAUUGGAGCGCUUCUUCCGUCAGUGGGAGGCCGCGGCCCUACUUGAUAAGAGUGUGCUGCAUGUACGCAGUUCACCGUUUAUAAAGUCAACGCCCGUGAGCGAGCAGUGGAAGCCUGGUACUGCGUCUGGAAACAAGUUUGACAAGCCCCUCACGCUCGAGGAGCGUGCAGAGAUACCAUCAAUGCUUUUCUACAUAUUUCUCAAUCUGAAUAACCAGUUUCCUUGUUUCCCAAUUAUUCCACCCAGCGGGGGCACAGUAUUCAAGAGUCCGCAAAUCCGACAACUCAUUUCUCUAUCCACUAGCGUUAUUGCCGACGGUGGUGGCGGCCUCCAUACCAAUUCAACCUCCAGUAAACCACUACUCAAUCUCAACGAGCAGGUCGUGGACGCUUUGGACGCGUGCUCCAGCUCCCUUUCCAACUCGUGCCCUGUGCGGUCCCUCAUCCUGUGCAACGCGCCGCUCCGAUUUUUCCAUGCGUCUCUUUUAGCAGCCAUAGUGCAACGCAGCCGCCGCAGUUUCAACCUCGCGCUGGUGUCCGUCGUGCUUGUCAACGUCCCGCUCGCUCCUGUGUCCGUCGUGUCCCUCGCCUGUGCAUUAGCUCAGAAUCCGAGCUGUUUGCAGCAACUUGUUCUAGAACGUUGCCAAGUGGGCAGUGCUGGUGCCGCCGCGCUAUUCGAGUCCUUGAGUUACAAUCGAGCGCUGUGGAAGCUCGACCUCAGCGGGAAUCACAUCGCGGAUGCUGCCUGUCCUGCUCUUUCUCGAGCGCUGUUGGCCAGCAGCCAAUUGCGUGUUUUGGCGCUGAGCCGCAACUUCCUGUCGGACCGCGGCGUGUUCUGCUAUCUGGCCCCGGCACUGGCCUCGAGUCAAUUGGAGACGCUAGUGCUGUUACAGAACCCGCGCGUGUCGUCGAUGGGCAUCGGAGCACUUCGCCAAGCAGCGUCAACACGCGUGGUUUCAGAUUGA
Molecule: messenger RNA, 4475 nt
Organism: Phytophthora infestans T30-4
Lineage: Eukaryota; Oomycota; Peronosporomycetes; Peronosporales; Peronosporaceae
Exons: 5
Coding region: 111-4475 (1454 amino acids)
Molecular function (GO): protein binding
Source: RefSeq, a predicted model, not a curated record